Hemiscyllium ocellatum (epaulette shark) is the source of this 5220-nucleotide messenger RNA. It is a transcript of the gene parp10, whose product is annotated as poly(ADP-ribose) polymerase family member 10. Bases 276 to 3911 code for a protein of 1211 amino acids. The record is from RefSeq and is a predicted model, not a curated record. Gene Ontology annotation, cellular component: nucleus; cytoplasm. The transcript has 11 exons. Gene Ontology annotation, biological process: negative regulation of gene expression. Gene Ontology annotation, molecular function: RNA binding; NAD+ poly-ADP-ribosyltransferase activity; transcription corepressor activity. NCBI's taxonomy places the organism in Eukaryota, Metazoa, Chordata, Chondrichthyes, Orectolobiformes, Hemiscylliidae.
GGGAGUUUUUUUUCUCUCUUGCGCUGCAGAUUUCACUUUUGGUUUCGUUUCUGGCCGUCCCCAGUUUGAGGAACAAGGAAGAGGACAUUCUCCCGGAGCCUGGGUCUCUCUCUCCCUCUCCCAGUUUUACAGGGACACAGCCCUCCCACGGUAUAGCCGGGAAUUAAAGGAAAACGUCUGCAUUUCAGCUCCUGGACCAACCAUUGUACUUGCUGCUCGCAACCUCGCGUCUCCCAGAUCCAUGGAUUCCUCUUGCCCCCCCAGUGGAGAUUUCGAUGUGUUUCUCUGAGAGACACCCCCCCCAACUCUGCUUCUGCUGCUACAGUCUGAAAAGCAAGAUGGAACAACCCACAGAUGACGUGGUACUGGAGGUGCAUGGCAUCACGGAUGACAUGCCCUUGGAUUUUGUGACCCUUUACUUUGAGAGUAAGCGCUGCUCUGGAGGAGGGGCCAUCACCUCUAUUAGACGACAGGGCAACUAUGCUGUGAUCACCUUCGAGAAACCCGCAGACGCUGAGAGUGUCCUGUCCAAGCGUGGCCACAAACUGCAGAACGUCGAGCUGGUGGUGAAGAGGGCUCCACCCAGGGACCCGAAGAAGAUUGUGCUGACCGGGCUGAACCCGCAAAUCGAGGAAGACAUGCUCACCCUGUACCUAGAGUGCAUCACUAACCGCAGCAGUGAGCAGUUCACUGUCCACUGGGAUCCAGACAGGAAACUGGCCCUUGUUAACUUCCAGGAAGCCCUCUCUGUGGAAGACCUUGAGGCCCUGAAGGUGAAAGCCAGAAACCGAAGCUUACAGGGUGCCACCUUGGAUAUUAGACAACUUCCCCGCACUGACCGCAUCCUGGUGGAGAACCUCGGUCCCACCGAUGAUGAGGACAUCCUGAGUCUCUACUUCGAGAGCCGUCGCCGUAGCAACGGAGGGACCGUGCUGAAUGUUACCAUGCUGCCUGGAGGAAGGGCCAUUGUGCUAUUCCAGGAAUGGGAAGCUGUUGACCGGGUUCUUCAGAAGAGUCAGAAGCUGCAGGAACGCGAGUUGCUCGUUCGGCCUUACUACGACUUCCUGCAGCCGUCCGGCAUGGAUCAGGAUCAGGAUCAGGAUCCGGAUCAGGAUCCGGAUCAGGAUCAGGAUCAGGAUCAGGAUCCGGGUCAGGGUCAGGAUCAGGAAUGUGACCAGGGAACGGCAGUAGAAACCAGAGCUGAGGAGAUGGCGGAACUGACCAGUCUGGUCAAUGUACCUGACAGAGAGAAGCUGGAUAUCCUGCGAUCCAGCAGCUUUCUUGGCGAGCUGAGGGCCGAUUGUCCGGAACUGUCCCUGAGCGUCGACGACGACAACUGUGUCCGUAUUUGCGGGACGGACGCAGUCCAGAUUGGGAGGCUGAAGAGCCGGAUCCUGGAAUACCUCAGUAACAUCGCCCAAGUGGAUGUCCCCAUCAGUGAGGAGCAGGCACGCUUCCUGUCCAGGGCUGACAUUCGGGAUUACUUACGGCACAUGCUACUCCAGAAGGGUUUGUCCACUUAUUAUUCCGUCUUGGGCAGUGUGAUGACGGUCAGCGCCUCGUCUCUCGCUGCAGCACGGGCUGUUGCCCUGGUGAUAGAGCAGCAGCUUUGCCAAUUCAGUGUCUCGAUCUCAGACCGGCACCUAUACGCUGUCACCUCCCCCGACUGGGGAAGGCUUCUGGCGUCACUGAAAUGCUGCGAGGCUCGUGUCGCUGACGUGGGCGACCAAGUCUGCUUCAUCUCCCUCGAAAGCUGCCGCGCGGAAAACCAGAAACGUGUGGAAGACUUCCUGGCGAAUGCUGUUCCCGAGGAUUCCGUGAUCGGGAUAGAGCCCACGAAAUUGCGAUUUCUACAGGAAUAUUACCAGUACUUACUCACUGGGACUGGUCAGGUUUCUAUUCUCCCCCUCGAAGGCGAUGUCACAGGGCUAAGGAUCACUGGGGUGGGCAGUGCCUGCGCAACGGUGGAUGAGCUCCUGCGCAGCAUCGUUUCCAACAUCUGCUCCCGGACGGUGGCCCUGCAGAUGCCCGGCAUUUCCAGGUUCCUCCUGGACCUGCGCGGAGCAAGUGUUCUGAAGCACAUGGAGACAAAGUACAAGUGCAUGAUCGGGUUGGAGCAAGUACGUUGGACAGUGCUGCAGGCUGAGCAUCCCCUGGAAAUCCAACACAGUCAGGUCGCGCCGAGCUUUGAGAGAGAUGUUUCUGUCCAUGGGACGCUCCAGCCGCAAGAUCUGAGUGACGCAAAUGGGAAUAUUCCCAAUCUCGAUGAAAUCCAGAAUCUUCUCGCGUCGAUUAAAGACACCACGGGUGCCUCAAGCCAGAGAGGGAUUGUCACAACUUCCCAAAGGGUUUCCGAUGGGAACGGGAGCACUCCAAUUGAGGAGGAUCUCUACACCGACCAACCAAACAACCUGCAUCAGGGCGAUGGCACUGACAGAGCUGAGGAUGAGCCUUCUGCUGGAGCUGACGCAGAGAGUCAUCAGGAUAAAGAUGGAGGCAAGACUGAGGAGGCGACAGUGGGCACUGGGGGGGCAGCUGUCCUUGACCAGGACAUGAAUGAUGCCGAGCUCUGCCUUGCCCUCCAGUACUCCAUGGAUAGCAGGUACCAGCUGACCAGUGAGGACGAGGAGCUUCAGAAAGCCCUUCAACUUUCCAAGCAGAUGGCCACUGGCCAACAGGAGCUUUCUGCUGGGAUUUCCCACGGGGGGAGCGCAGAGGCCAGCCUUGAGGAAGCAAUCAGGAUGUCCAUGGCGGAGGCCACGCGGAGCCUCAAUUCGGCGCAGCUGAUGAUCUGCGGCGAUAGCGACGGGGACAUUGACCGAUUGGUGAAGGAGUUGGAGAGCAGCUUCCGCUCCCACCUCCGCGAGGAAGUGAUGAGGCACCAGUGCUUCCGGAACCUGAGCAAAGAUUACGCUGACUACUUGGAGUACCUCCAGCGGAAACACGCCGUGGCGAUCGCCCCGCAGGGCGCUGAGGUCAGGGUUCACGGGUUUGCCGAUUACGUCAUUGAUGCCAAGGAGGACGUUGCCCGCCUCAUGCACUGGAUCGCCCAGGAUGAAAUGGCGAAGGUGGAGGAAAUGACAGUGGCCAGGUCUGUCCAGUGGGUGAGGCAUUGUCAAGAUGGUACCACCGUGCCCUAUUCCCUGAAAGCGUGUACGUUCAUAGAGAGAGCAUUUCAACAGAAGGAGAAGAAGAUUGAUGUGAUCUUCAACAGCAAACCCUACACCAUUGACUUUGAGCGAAUGGAGGAAUAUGACUUGGGGGCGGCAGAAACCAUUCGAAUUGAAAGGAAGCUUUUCUCCCUCCCAAACGAUACUGACGUGUCAUGUUUAGCCUCUGGACGAAUCGAGCUGGUCCACUUGGACGAAGCAAGUGAGGAAUAUUGUAAAAUGGUGCGACAUUUUUACGACACCCUGAAAGAUAUGCAUAAUAAAAUCCGCAUCAUAAAGGUUGAGAAGGUGAAUAACCCGCUGUUGUACCAGCAGUACACGUUGAAGAAGACCAGUAUGGCAGCCACACAGACAGACGUCGAGAGGAUCCUAUUCCAUGGGACCUCUGAGGGGAGCACCAGAGAGAUCUCCAUGCAUGGCUUCAACAGGAGCUUUUGUGGGAAAAAUGCGACGGUCUAUGGGCAAGGUGUUUACUUUGCGGUUAAUGCUGUUGUCUCAGCACAGGACCAGUACUCACCACCGAAUGACAAAGGACAUAAGUUUGUGUUUGUGGCUAAAGUCCUGACUGGAACCUACACCAACGGCAAGGCCGAGAUGAAGACCCCUCCUCUGAAAGAGAACAGUGACAUGCCAGUCAGAUAUGACUCGCUUGUCGACAACUCUGAGAAACCGAAAAUAUUUGUCAUCUUCAAUGACACCCAAGCGUAUCCUCAGUACCUGAUCACCUGCCAGAACAACUGAUCCUUUGGACAACAGUUCCUCACGGAUAUUACUGUACUGUAGCUUUCUGCCAUGUUCCAGAACAAUCCCCUGCCCUCUGUACUGGUUGAACCAUACCUGUCUCCCUGUGGCUGAUGGGUAAACUAUCCUGGACAGGUUUGAACCUGCACACUGAGCCUUGCCUGAGUCAGGGAGUGGAUAGUAACAAGUCCUUUCUCUGUCUUUAACACCCCCCCCCUCCCCGCCCACUGCCAUUCUAGCUAGCUUUUUGAAGUCAUUGAAGUUCCUCGCUCCACCCUGGCCAUCCAGGAAAGAGAAACCUUUUUUCCCUCUGAGAGGUCUUUGCUGCCAACCUGGUUAUUUAGGUCUACUUUCUGCUGGUGACUGUUUUGAGCAGACUGCCUUGUUCCCAGUUUUAUGACAUCCCUCUCCAUGUAGGGGGGGGGGGGGUUGUGGAUAUCUUUAUUCGCUCAUGGGAUGCGGGUGCCUCUGUGUGUGUGUGUGCGUGGCCCACAUAUCCAGUGCUCCAUAUCCAAUUGCCCUUGCAUGGUUUACUGUGUCAUUUUAGAAGGCAGUUAAGAGUCACCCACAUUGCUGUGGGCCUCGAGUCACUUGGAGGCCAGACUGGGUAAGGAUGGUGGAUUUCCUUCACUAAUGGACAUAAUUGAGGCAGGUUUACAACAGUGGCCGUUACAGAGAGUAGCUCUCAAUUCCACACCUCUUCAAUUGCAGGAUUGGAAUCUCGGUCCUCAGACCCACGAGCAGGUUUUCAGAUUCAAUAUUUGGGGGAGCCAUCUGUUCCUCAAACGGACUUUUCGAUUGGCAAAGAUGACCUCCUCCUUACCAUCUGAGGUUUGGGUGGGAGGUUGGGAGGAGCUUGGUUAAUUGAUUACUGGAGUGGGAAGAGGGCACGAUCCUGCCCCCACGCAACGUCUGCACUGUAGCCGGCUCAAGGAAGCAGCUGUGUAGUUUACAGCUUGAGGGGCAAUUAGGGAUGGCCCACAGAGACUGGUCCUGCCAGGAGCCCCUCCCACAUCCCAACAAUUAGUUAGGACAGGUCUUCGGUGACUGCAGUCCCUGAACCGCUCCAGUUUUGUCUCCCUGUGUAAUGUUUGAAUGUGGAAGCUGCACAACGUCGAAACAGUGAAUGCUUCCAACAGAGUCUCGGAAUCCUCCCUUCCUAAAUCCGAGAUUGCGGUAUUCGCUCCAUAGGGUGCUGGAGUGUUCCUGUGCAGAGGCAGGGGGCCCUCGAAAUGGCUUGCUCUUCUUUCGUUCGAAGCACAUAAAGUCUUGCUUUUAUUCCUUUUAAAAUAUAACAUUUAAAGCAUUC